CUCUAUAAAGAGGUGUAAACUCGAAGAACUCAGGCUUUUCCAGUUGAACCCUUCACUUGUAUCAGCAGCGCAGCAAACAUGCCUGAACAAAGCAACGAUUACAGGGUGGUUGUGUUUGGAGCAGCAGGGGUUGGCAAAAGCUCCCUGGUCCUUCGCUUUGUAAGGGGAACUUUCCGGGAAAUCUAUAUCCCCACGAUCGAGGACACGUACCGGCAGGUCAUCAGCUGCGACAAGAGCAUCUGCACCCUUCAGAUCACAGACACCACGGGAAGCCAUCAGUUCCCUGCCAUGCAGAGGCUGUCUAUAUCCAAAGGGCAUGCUUUCAUCUUGGUGUACUCCGUCACCAGCAGGCAGUCCAUGGAAGAUCUCCAGCCCAUCUUUGAACAGAUCUGUCAGAUUAAAGGGGACAUCCAAAAAAUCCCCAUAAUGCUGGUGGGGAACAAAAGUGAUGAGGCCCAGAGGGAGCUGGAUGCUAGCGAGGGGCAAGCGUUAGCCAGCAAGUGGAAGUGCUCCUUUAUGGAGACAUCAGCCAAAAUGAACUACAACGUCCAGGAGCUCUUCCAGGAGCUCUUGAAUCUGGAGAAGAGGAGAACUAUCAGUCUCCAGGUGGAUGGAAAGAAGUCCAAGCAGCAGAAAAAGAAAGAUAAACUGCAAGGCAAGUGCUCUGUUAUGUGACUGACUUUGGCUGGACAAAGCUGGAGCACAGACUCCCACAGAAAAUACAUUUCUGCUGGAGGUUUCAGACAAAUCCAUGCCUUACAGGGCUAUUGCUUUCCUCUCAAAUCUCCACUGGAUUAUUUUAUGUGUUGGUUGUAAAGGGGAUGGCUUUCUGCAUGUUGAUUUUUUUUAAAACAAUAAAUGUUCAGUGGUAGCAGUUA
Messenger RNA from Nestor notabilis (Kea), 878 nucleotides. Its product is annotated as GTP-binding protein Di-Ras2-like. Gene Ontology annotation, molecular function: GTPase activity; GDP binding; GTP binding. NCBI's taxonomy places the organism in Eukaryota, Metazoa, Chordata, Aves, Psittaciformes, Psittacidae. The transcript has a single exon. The record is from RefSeq and is a predicted model, not a curated record. Bases 79 to 675 code for a protein of 198 amino acids. Gene Ontology annotation, cellular component: plasma membrane. Gene Ontology annotation, biological process: signal transduction.